Messenger RNA from Rhineura floridana, 7637 nucleotides. RefSeq names its product niban apoptosis regulator 1 (gene NIBAN1). The transcript has 14 exons. NCBI's taxonomy places the organism in Eukaryota, Metazoa, Chordata, Lepidosauria, Squamata, Rhineuridae. The record is from RefSeq and is a predicted model, not a curated record. The coding region runs from base 623 to 3754 and encodes 1043 amino acids.
CGGGGACACCUUUACGCCGGGGAAAGCCCUGUUAAGUGUUUUUUUAAAAAGUUCCCAACGUCCGUUUGCGGUAUCUUAACGACCCGUUUCCAGUAUGAAUCCGGGGAGCACCCAUUCGAACAAUGCAUUUUAGUCAAGCAUCUGUGAAGAACGCAGACAAAGGAAAAGUAAAAAAAAGUGAGAAGUGGCGGUGGUGGAGAAGACGAGAUAAAGGAAGAACGAGGCUGUAAUCAGACUAGGUUCCGAUAAGAGUGUGCUGUGGUUGCACCGGGCGAGCGACCAGCCGCCGGUCCAGAGCGGGACGUUUUCCUCAGCCCGCCUGCCCCUUUGCCAGAAGGACUGGGGAAGGAGGCGCCUGAGAGGGCGGCGCCCUUGGGCUGGAGGAAGUUUUUGCACUUGGGCGGCAGAAGGGGAAAGAGAAGAAAAGCGCUUGGGGCUGAGCGGCAGCCUGAGAGCGCGAGAGUGGCAAGGAGGAGCUUGCCGAGUCCAUCACCUCUUCCACUCCAGCAGCAGCUCCCUCUGGGGGAUUUUACAGUCAUUGGACAGCCCUGCGUCUCUUUCUCCCUCUAGCUCCCGGCUGUAGCAGCUGCCCGCCGCCGCCGCUGCCUCGACUAGCAGCACGAUGGGCGGAUCUGGCUCCACUUUGCUGGACGAGAGCAAGUGCACCUACAUCCGAGGAAAGACAGAAGCUGUGAUCAAGAACUUCAGUCCACAUUAUAAACGCCAAUAUGCAGUGUCCUUUUGCAAGCACAUCGAGAAUGAACUGGAACAAAACAGAGACCUGCAGUCCCAGUUCUUAAAAACAAAGCCUCCUGCAGAAUCCAGCGUGGUCAUUUAUGAAGGGGAGCUGUCACAUUUUGCUGAAGAAUUGAAGAAAUGGAAAGACAGAUAUAUAGUGGUUAAUAACAACUAUGCUGUGGAGAGCUUUGAAAGCAAAGAGGCUUUCCAGAAGGGCAUUAGUCCUAAAAGCUGCAUUCUACCGGUUGGAGGCAAAGUUCUGACGACAGAAGAAGAAUAUAACUCAUUAUCUGAUAAACAUUUUACAGACCCAAACAGUUCAAAUGAAAAAGAAAAUGCCCAGGCUUUUGUUGUCCUCCCAAAGGAAUUUCCAGUCUAUCUGUGGCAACCUUUCCUCAGACACAGUUACUUCUGCUUUCCAAAUCCAGAGUCUCAGAAGCAAUUCAGCACAGUAUUGAAUGAUUGCAUCAGACACUUAAACCAUGAUUUUUUCAAGCAAAUGUCAUUUGAAGCUCAAGCAUUUCUAGAAGCUGUCCAGUUUUUCCGUCAGGAGAAAGGCCACUAUGGGUCAUGGGAAAUGAUGACUGGCAAUGAAAUUCAGAUUCUCAGCAACCUUGUGAUGGAGGAACUCUUACCUAGCCUUCAGAGCAUGGUACUUCCUAAAAUGAAAGGGAAGAGGAAUGACAGAAAGAGGGCAUGGUUUGGUAUACUAGAAGACACCUACCAUUUGGUCCAAGAGCAGGUUUCUGAAGGAUUACGUUCACUGAAAGAGGAAUGUAAAGAAGUCACCACAGGUCUUGAAGGAACUAUCCGUUCAAACAUGGAUCAAAUUGUGACCUCCAAGAACCACUUAGUUGGAAAAAUAAAAGAGAGUAUAUCUGAGCCUAUCCAGAUAUGUUGUGGUGAGAGCAUCCAGCCCUUUCUAGCUUCCAUACUGGAGGAACUCAUGGGCCCAGUGAGCUCUGGAUUUAGUGAAGUCCGUCUCCUCUUUGAAAAAGAAGUCAAUGAGAUCAGUCAGAACUUCCAAUCAACAAAAGAUACUGCAAAGCUGAAAGAGAAUGUGAACUACUUGACAAGCCUGCCAUAUAAUUCUGUAAAAAUGGAACCUUGUUAUCUGAAAGUCAACCUUCUUCAAGAACAUCUCCAGGACCUCAACAGCCGCUUCAAAUUUCACAAUAUUGGCUUGGUUAUUCAGAGGACACAGAAUGUAAUGCAGGAGCUUAUGGAAAAUGCGGUGUAUACCUUUGAGCAGCUGCUGGGCCUAAGUCAUGAUAGAGAUAUGGCCAAAAUGUCGACAGCCAUUGAAAAAGUCAAACUUCGUGUCCUUAAGCAAUAUGACUAUGACAGCAGCACUGCUCGGAAAAAGAUUUUUCAGGAUGCCUUGGUCCAGAUCUCUUUGCCCACACUGCAGCGGACAUUGGCCUCAACAUGUAAGCCGGAGCUUCAGAAAUAUGAGCAGUUCAUUUUUGCUGAGCAUAACAACGUGAUACAAGUUGAAAAUGUCUAUGAAGAAAUUUUACUGCAAACUUUGCUCGAUGAAGCCCUAAAAGUGAUAAAAGAGGCUGCCCACUUGAAGAAACACAACCUCUAUGAGGAAAUGAACCUGCCUUCUGAAAGUGUAUCCAGUUUGAGUGAUCUAAAGACCCCUUCGGGAUCAGCACAAGCCAGUCCAGCAAGGAAGCCAUCCACCAACUUAGAGAUAUUGGCCACUGACACUCAAAGUAAUGAAGUGUUCACACCAGAAAAAAUGGCUCAGGAUGGAUGCCAUGAGGCUACAAAGGUGCUGGGCAAUAAAGAAGGGUUUUCUGCUCCAGCAUCUAGUAUUGCUACUGAAGCAAGGGAAGAGGGGACGGUUUCAGAUCUUGGAGGCAACUGGGAGUCACCCUCUGUGAUACUUGGAGCUGCAGAUGAAAAGAGAAUUCCUCAGCUUCCUAUUGUGGUAGAAACAAGUUUGGGUGGAAGUGCAGGAACUUUAAAUAAGGAACCUGUGGAAGAGGAAAAGCUUCCAGUGACUGAUGGUGUGAAUGAAAUAAGAAAAUUACUGACACUGAUAGUUGAACUGCCAGCAGAUGUUCCAUCUGAGAAGAAUGAACAAGUUGUACAUGAAUGUGGGGUUAUAAAGCCACAGGAAUAUGCAGAAGAAACGGAUAAGGAAGACAAAAUGAAUACAAAGGAAUGUCAAACAUGUGAGAUGCAUGAACCUUCCGAAGUACCUUUUCCUCUCAGCAUAGAAGCGGCCGAUAUAAACAAAGCGGGUAUUUCUUUUCUACCCAUUGUAGAAGCUGACUAUAUAAAUGUGACAGGCAUCUGUGGGGAAGGAGGCAACAUCACUCACAUGGAUCCCUUCAAGUUGCCAGAAGAACUAGGUCUUUGUCAAACCUCAAGGGCAGAGUCUGAGACAAAGACAAGCAUAUGGUAUACUGAUGUGAAGAGUGGCAGUCCUGAUCACCAGUCUCAAACAAAGCCAUCUGUUGAAAGUGGUCAGUCUGGCCAGACAGAAGAAGGCCUUUCCCCUUUUCAUUUUGUCCCCAUAGAUGAAAACUCACAAUUGGAACAACAUGCUGAAAGUAGAAAGCUUAACCUGGGAAAAGAAGAGUUUCCUUCCCUUCAGUCAGUUCCAGUGGAUGACAAUUCCCAAACAUGGCAAUAUGUUGAAGAUUCAAGAUCUGACUUACAGAGAGCAGGACACUCCCCUCCUCAUCUUGUCCUGACAGAAGUGGAUGCUGCAUUCUUCCGAGGCUGUCCUGAUGAAACACAAGAGUCCAUUUUGAAUAUUGCAAACUUAGCAAUAGAACCAAUUGAUCGGCCAGUUUCUUCAACAGUAAAAGAGACUGAAGGUAGCAAUCUGGGGGAGUCAGUGCAUUUAGACUCCAAAAACUUCACCUUUGCUCAGAGGGAUGAAUUUAAGCAAGCAGGUGUGACCUUGCCAAGUGCAGAUGUUGGAAAUACAACAGGUGAAACAGACAGAUGGGAAAAUGCUGAGGGAAGCUGUCCUGAGUCACAAUCUGAGAAAUAAAAAAGGUUAUUUUGGAUAUCUAAAGCCUAGCCCUGCCUUAAAAUGAGAAAAGAUUUCUCCUAUUUGAGAGCACUCAUACAUUUUGAAUCUGCAAGUCUUUGAGAAUGUUGAUUGUUUGAACCAUCCAAUUUUUAUCAGUUACUGCUUCUUGUUACUCAAUUCAUUCACACAACUUGGAAGUGGACUACCAAAGACUAAUGACUGUCACUGAAGUGGUGAAGACUCGAACAACUUAUCUCUGAUAUGCUGACAGAAGUUUUUAAACCUUUGAAAUUGCUUUAAAACUGAGAAUAUUUACAAUUAAUGACCCAUUCAUGUGGAUGAGAUUAGAAUAAUGAGUCAGUAAAAUUUAGAAGGACUGGAUCAAAUCAAGUAUUAUUAAGGGAGAGUAAAAAUCUGCAUGAAGCAAGCUAAGAAGAAAAUGCAGGGAAAUCUUCAAUGAAGAGGUAAAACGAUUUCUUGUUGGAGUCUUGCACAGCAUAAUUGUGCAUAUAGGUUUGACCUUUGAUAGCUGGAUAAUUGCUUCUGUAUUUAAAAGCUUUUGACAAUGGAGGGGUCUGAUUCCCUUCCUCUUUUUGUUGUUGCUGUAUUUAAAACUGCCAGAAUAAUUGAAGCAGGUUUCUCUGUGCCAUUCUUCUGCACCUAUUGCAGAGCACUUUAUAUCUUAUUUUCAAAGAAAAUUAACAGAUAUUUACAGUAUCUUGUAUCUAUGCCAAGGUGCUUUAGCCAGGGCUGUAAAAAACCAAAAACAAAUCAAAUUCUGUGUCAACAGUCUAAGUUCCCUACCAAGAAGGAUUGUGCAGCCUGUAUAUGCUAUGCCAGUUAUCAGGAUCUGCAUAUUUCUUACUUUACAUAAUUUAUUCUGAUCCUUCUAGUCAUGGAGCUGUGCAGGUUCUCAGAUCAUCCCAGUACCUUUUUACUUAUUGGACACAAUGCUGGAAGCUAGAAGCAGGCUUACUUAUUACGGAGCAAUUGAGUAACAUUGCGCACUAAUGUUUUCUUGUAUCUCUGUAAGUAAAAGGGCUAGAGGUUUACCUAGACACAAGCAUAUGGAGCAGAUUUGGGGAGGGCGGGACAGGAGGGUGGGACAUCCCAUUGUGCAACUGGAAAUUGUUGGAUAAGGGGCUUGGAUUGCAUACACCUAUAGUUUCAUUUUUGCAGUCACUACUGUGAUGAUAAGCCAUCAUUUUACUAUUUCUAAUUUAUACAUUUCUAAUGUUGGAAUAUUGAAUGGUUGGCAUAUCAUGGCAGUAAUGACUGCAGCAAUAUCCUACAGGUUACAUGCUGAAUGGGUUUUUGAAGAUAUUUUAAUCUAUAGCUAAACUCUUCCAUUUCCCCACAUGUGCAGAGCUCAAAAAGUUUUCAUAUAGAUGUGUGCUAGGAACACUGAAUUAUGGCAGCUGGGCAUACUUAUAGGACCCUUAUUUGCAAUUAGCUUUACAGCUGCCAUGGUCAGCAUUUUCUCUCUCAUACUCUCUGUCUUGCCCCUGGUUUGGCAACUGGGAGAAGGCAACUGGUAUUACUCAGAUUUAGCUCUGCAGUCUCCAGUUGCUGAUCCCUGUUUUUGGAAUACACCAGGGGUGCCUAACCCACACCUGAUAUACCCUCUAAGCAAUUUUUUCUCCUCCCCAAGACCCAACUGGUCUUGGUGAUAGCAGUACAAAAGGAAAAAUUAAAGUAGGCACAGUACUGGAGUGGUUGGAAUGCAGUGCCCUGAUGAGGAUGCAAAUUGCCCACACACGGGUCAUUGGAUCAAUCAUUUGACCAAAGAGGGGUGAUAACCCCCCUCUUCAGUUGAGCUGCACAGAUCAGCUGAGGAGGUGGGGCUGUCUGCUUUUGUGUGUGUGUGUGGUCUGUGAGCGCAUACGAGUGUGUGUGAUGGCUACACGCACUGCUGGCAUAUGCCCCUGGAGAGUUGGCCAAGGGUGAAUGCGGCCCUCAGCCAAAAAUAUUGGCCACCUGUGGUGUACAAUAAAUUGUGAAAUUCAGUUGAGGUGUGUUUUUAAAUUUUAGAAUCAGAAAUACCAAAAAUAUUUUAACUUGUAAAUUUUUGUCUAACUUUGGAAUGCAAAUUAUUCAUGCCUUCAGAAAUAUGUCUUUUCAAAUAUACUUUUUGUUUUUCUAAAUAGGAAGUCAGAAAAUAAUUUUUGCUUUAACAAAAACAUGUUCUAUACAGAUUAAAACAAGCACUAACCACUAUUUCAUGGAAAGUUGUCUCAUAGACAAGGCAUACAUUCAUUUACACAUUCCAGUAUUUUUUUGUGUGUAGUAUAACUUUCCUUUGGGGGGAAACCCUUAGAGCAACCAUAUUUUUCAAUAAAUGAUUGACUGGGGGGAAAAAGUUGUUUUCUCCAUGUCAGCAUAACAUCAGAAAUUUAAUGACAAAGCUUCAUCUCUAUGCCUGCAAAGCAGUCACACAUAUCUGGAGACUUCCAAAAAUGGCAAAGCUGCCAUGAGCAAAUAUGGUGAAGUUUUAAGUAGAACUCUUUAUACAAAACAAGAGGCAACUACAGAAAAUGAUGACCUAUGCUGGGUUCCCCCAUUCUGUAACAUCUAGUAUAACUUACCUUACGCCCUGACAGCAUUAUGCUAUGCUUUUGCCCACCUCGGCUCCACACCGUUGGCAAUGGGGACAGGAAAAUGAUCAGUGUGAUGAUGUCAGAACAUGAGGUAGGCUGUGCUAGACUUUGUGGGAGAGAGGUAGAAUUGAUACAAGUCUGUUGGCAAGUAAAGGGUUCCUGAGAGUAUUUUUUCCAUGGCAGAGUUACAAGGCCAAGACGCUCAGAGUCCGUGCAGAUCUCAAGGACAAGUAUCCAAGGCAACCAGCUGGCCUUAUCUAUAAGACUUGGCAGAUCUGGCCAGUUGGUGUGGGGGUCGAGGAGUUUGUACAGAGAGAGAGCUUGUGAUAUAUUCUAUUGUCAGUAAAGUGACUCUUAAAACUUAUUACUUGUCUGGCUCAUUGCAUCAACUGGAAUCUAGCCUGUCACUAUUCUGUUCUGCAUCCUGGGCACCUGCUUGCGCCAGAUACAACAUCCAACAAAGUCUACCAUUUUCAUCAACAGUUUUGUCCCAUGUUUCUUACGUUGGCUGCUGCCUUCACACAUAAUGGUAAACCAUAAACUUAUUGUGCACAAUCAGCUAGUGCACCCUGCUUGAUCAUUCCAGCUUCUCUCCUCCUCUUGCACAAAUGGGAGCAACAGAGCACAAUCUUUGGCUUCCUGUAAUGUCCAAAACUGGGAUCAUGGUUUGUUUCACCCUAAACAAAUCAGUUCCAGGUUCGUGCAUCAUGGUAAGCCAAAAACCAUGGUUUAUAGCUUAUGCUAGCGGAGGAGCAAGACAGGAGUGAUCAUGCAGUAUGCACUAGCAUACCGCUUGUUCACUAUAACCUGCAGAUUCUGGUUUACCAUGAUGCGUACAUGCUGUAGUUUUGCCUUCAGUUUCUGGAGCUCUAAUAAGCUUAUUUGCAAUCAAAUCCUAACUGUUUUCUUGGAAACCAGUCCCUUUGGUUUUGGUUGAGCAUGCUUUUCACUUCAAAAGAAAUGUGUCUAGCACUGUAAUCUUACAACAGGCAAAUCCUUAAUUUUUCUGUUUAUUUUUUCUUGUUAAGGGCUUGUUGGGUAUUUGACUAACAAACUCAGAUUUUAAGUUGUGUUCCCUGCCUGCCCCCUUUCCUUAAUUCAAAAAUUAACUUUAAGAAGCAGCCAAUAUGUAACAACUUCAUGUGUAAAUAAUAAAUUUCCUAAGGCGGUAUGUUCCAGGCAUCAGUUAGUGUUCUUAUGUGGGUUCUUUAUUUCAUCUAAUUAACUAGUAUGCGCAUGGAAAUUAUAAAACAGUGUAAUGCUCUUAACCUUUUUCAAGUGCUUAUGCCAAAAUAAAAUAUUGU